GUAGUGUUUGUUUUGUCUCUAAAAAGCUUCAUAAUGUCUGGCCGCGGAAAGCAGGGAGGUAAAGCUCGGGCUAAGGCCAAGUCUCGCUCUUCUCGUGCGGGGUUGCAGUUCCCUGUGGGCCGUGUGCACCGGCUGCUACGCAAGGGGCACUAUGCGGAGCGAGUGGGAGCCGGCGCUCCUGUUUACAUGGCUGCGGUGCUGGAGUACCUCACUGCUGAAAUCUUGGAGCUGGCUGGCAACGCCGCCCGCGACAACAAGAAAACCCGCAUCAUCCCCCGGCACUUGCAGCUGGCCAUCCGCAACGACGAGGAGCUGAACAAGCUGCUGGGCAAAGUCACCAUCGCUCAGGGUGGCGUCCUGCCCAACAUCCAGGCGGUGCUGCUGCCCAAGAAAACCGAGAGCCACAAAGCUAAGGGCAAGUGAGCAGGCUCCUGCUGCCUUCUGGGCGAGGGGGAGCCUCACCACCCAGUGUCUUAACCCCAACGGCUCUUUUCAGAGCCACUCACAAUAUCAGGCAAAGAGUUGUUAAUUCCUGUUCUGUCGCUUUGGGUUUUUUUGGGGGGAGGGGGAUGUUGCUAAGGAAAAAUGAACGAUCAGUUCAAUAAAAAAAGCUGGUGCUCUCCCGGGAGAAAACGGGUGGCAAGAAUAUACAGGAGCCCAAAUGUUCCCUAGGAAAACACGCCCCAUGGAUAGAAAACCUGAUCCCUUCCCAGAGAACUGGAAACGAUGCUCCUGGUACUGUGAACAAAUGACAAGCUCUUUGGCCAGGUGUGUGGGGCGGCGGGAGACACGUAGUGAUUUUAA
Messenger RNA from Mauremys reevesii (Reeves's turtle), 804 nucleotides. Its product is annotated as histone H2A type 2-C-like. The transcript has a single exon. The record is from RefSeq and is a predicted model, not a curated record. Gene Ontology annotation, cellular component: nucleosome. Lineage: Eukaryota; Metazoa; Chordata; Testudines; Geoemydidae. Bases 34 to 423 code for a protein of 129 amino acids. Gene Ontology annotation, molecular function: protein heterodimerization activity; structural constituent of chromatin; DNA binding.